Mercenaria mercenaria is the source of this 1212-nucleotide messenger RNA. RefSeq lists its product as uncharacterized. NCBI's taxonomy places the organism in Eukaryota, Metazoa, Mollusca, Bivalvia, Venerida, Veneridae. The coding region runs from base 199 to 1173 and encodes 324 amino acids. The transcript is spliced from 6 exons. The record is from RefSeq and is a predicted model, not a curated record.
AUAGCUGUCCUCCUGUUCUCUUUGCGACUAUGCAUUAAGACACGUAAUACAUGCGUCUACUUCAUCAAUACCUCUUAUUUUAAUCGUAUAUAAGUUUGAAAAGAAUAGAAGCACAUUGUGAACAUACAUAUUCAUUUACAGGCACAUUUUAGAGGAAUAUGUUAGUAGUUUAUUUAGGAAGUAAUUUUCAAUGUGAAAAUGAAUGUUCAUACGUAUAUUAAAAUCUUAUGUAUAGUUUUAAUAAACUUAACUUUUAUACUUUGUUACGAGAAGUUCUUUUUUUCAAAACAGUUAGUGACAGAACUUAUCAAUAGAAAUAUUUUAAAUACUCUAACAAAAGUAAGAAUACAGACUUGCAUUGAGCGGUGCAAGGAAAGCCUUUCUUGCGAGGUUAUCAAAUAUCGCAGAAGAUAUCAUUUGUGCAUACUGCUUGAAGCCGACAGCAUGAACAAUCUUGAUAUACAUUUGGUACAUGGAGAAGUAUACAGCAGCAAAUCAACGUGGGAUAUGACGGAAUACCUUGGAUGUCAACAUUGCCGUGAAAAACAUGCUUGUGCUAGAAACGGGUCAUCCUGUUAUGCAGCAGCAUGUGGGUCUCCACCAUAUAUUCAAUCAAGUUCUACCAGAGGAAACAUGUUCUCUAUUGGAGACCGUAUUGCAUUCGAAUGUGAAAACACUUCGGACAAAGCAAUUUCGGAAUGUCAACAAGACGGUACUUGGAAUUUAACCGGGAUACAGUGCAAUAAUACAGACAAUUUAAGCGUAAUGGUGAUAACAGGUUCUGUUUGGACGUCCUGCCAAGGUUCAACGUACAUGUUUGUUAGAACAGAGCUUACAUGGAUAAAUGCGAAGAUCAACUGCGAGGCACAGGCUUCACAACUUGUAAAAGUAGACAGUCUACAAAUUGAUACAUGCAUUCAGGAUAUUUUUAACAGCUUGUAUUCAGGUGAGAGGGUAAACUUAUGGAUCGGGGCAAAUGAUAUAGCAACAGAGGGAAUAUUUGAAUGGGCAGAUGGAUCGUCAGUGAGCGGUUAUGAUUCAUGGAAUAACCGACAACCCGACAAUGCAUUGGGGAAUGAAGACUGUGCAGUUCUCGGGACAAGAUUCUUCCGAUGGAAUGACAACGAUUGUAGUGACACUCAUGGUAGCAUAUGUAGCGUAGCCGCUCCUUAAGUCCACUGGAUAGAUAACUCAAUACACUGUUUUUGUUUC